Vairimorpha ceranae is the source of this 141-nucleotide messenger RNA. RefSeq lists its product as hypothetical. NCBI's taxonomy places the organism in Eukaryota, Fungi, Microsporidia, Nosematidae. The transcript has a single exon. The coding region runs from base 1 to 141 and encodes 46 amino acids. The record is from RefSeq and is a predicted model, not a curated record.
AUGAUAAGCAACGAAGAGACGCAUAAGACUAUACGUAAUACAAAAAUUCAUGUAAUUAAAGCAAAAAAGAACUUUUUAACGGAAGUAGAACCUGAUAUUACAAAAAAUGGGGUAAUCAAAAAUUUUAUUUUUUACCCUUAA